Messenger RNA from Phragmites australis (common reed), 2723 nucleotides. RefSeq names its product protein trichome birefringence-like 1. The coding region runs from base 51 to 2231 and encodes 726 amino acids. Gene Ontology annotation, cellular component: Golgi apparatus. The transcript has 5 exons. Gene Ontology annotation, molecular function: O-acetyltransferase activity. NCBI's taxonomy places the organism in Eukaryota, Viridiplantae, Streptophyta, Magnoliopsida, Poales, Poaceae. The record is from RefSeq and is a predicted model, not a curated record.
CGAGCUCCCCACCGCGCCCGCCCGCCCGCACACGCGCGCGCGCCACCCGGAUGAAGGGCGCGUGGAGGGAGAGCGGCGUGGCGGCCGUGGCCGACCACCUCGGUGGCGGAGUCGGCCUUGCGGUAUACGUCGGGCGCGCGCGGCCUGCGCGGCUCUGCCUCUACUGCGUCGCCCUUGCCUUCGCCGCGUUCGCGGCCUUCCUCGCGUUCGCGCCCCCGCUCCCCGAGCCCGCGCCCUCGUCGCCGGACACGUCGUGGUUCGACGGCAUGAUCGCCUCCGCGUCGCCGGAUCGCGGACAGGUCUCGGGCUUCUUCUUUUCCCUGUUCCCCGCCAACUCCUCAUCCCCGGGGCCUCCAGGCGGCGGCGCGGCGAGGCAUGGUGGGCCGAGCGGUGGCGGGUUCGCGGCGAGGGGCUUGCAAGCGGGAGGCAAUGGCUCCAGCGCGGUUCGGCCCGGUGAGCAGUUGGGAAGCAGAGGAGGAGUCCCGACCAGCAGUGAGGGCGGAGCUCGCAACGGCGAUCACGUGCCAGGCAAUGCUACUGCGGCAGUGCAGAGCGGCGCGCCGCCCAACGAUCACGAGCGAGGCGGUGCAGAAGCCAAAAAUUCCACCGUGAGUGCCGCCGCCGAGGCGAAGGGUGGGGUUGGAGUUCUGAGCGGUGGUUCAUCCCAAAGUGACGCUGCGGCGAAAGGGGGCGUGCCUGUUCGGAUCAAUGGCUCCGACGUGAAUGCGAGUUCGGUGGAUGCCAGAGACGGCAACGGGAUGAAAGCCAGUGCAAGGAAUGCUAUCGGCUCUACACAACGGUUAGGGAUUGGAACAGAAGCUUUAGGCAAUGGUACUGCUGUUCCAUUCAUUAAUCAGACUGAGAGUGCAGUUGCAGCGGCCAUGGACGAUAAUGGAGUUGCGUCUCAGAGCAGUGGAGCUGCAGGCAAUAACCACACCGUCCCAAUUCAGGUUCCUGCAGAUAACCAGAGUAGAGCUGCUUCAGGUGGAAGCAAUAGUACAGUGAAUAACCAGAAAGAAGCAACUACUAGUCCUCAGAGGAGUACUAGUUCGGCGAAAGAUCAUUCUGCACAAGCAGUCACCCCAAUUGCCAAUAACAACAGUGUUGUGCCGGUGAAAGAGGUCGCUAAUGCCGGCCGACACAACAAGGUUGACUGGAUUGCGAGCAUGGCCAGCUGCGAUAUGUUCUAUGGGAAUUGGGUCCGAGAUGACUCGUACCCUCUGUAUCCUGCGGGAUCAUGUCCUCACGUCGAUCAGUCCUUCAACUGCUAUCUCAACGGCCGGCCUGACAAAGCUUACCAGAGGCUACGGUGGCAACCCAGCGGAUGCAGCAUCCCAAGAUUGAACCCAAUUGAUAUGUUGGAGAGGCUGAGGGGAAAGAGACUGGUGUUUGUCGGUGAUUCGCUCAACAGGAACAUGUGGGAAUCCCUGGUUUGUAUCUUGAGGAAUUCUGUCAAAGACAAGAGGAAGGCUUUUGAGGUAUCCGGCAAGCGCCAAUUCAGGGCUGAGGGCGCUUACUCUUUCUUGUUCCAGGAAUACAAUUGCAGUGUGGAGUUCUUCCGCUCCCCUUUCCUUGUUCAGGAAUGGGAGAUGCCAAUCAGAAAUGUAAACGGUACCAGGGAAACUCUCAGACUUGACAUAAUCGAUCGAGCUUCUCCAAGGUACAAGAAUGCAGAUAUCAUUAUCUUCAAUACCGGUCACUGGUGGACGCAUGGCAAAACUGCUCUAGGGAAAGAUUACUAUCAAGAGGGCAACCGCGUAUAUAGUGAGCUGGAUGUCCAUGAUGCCUAUCGGAGAGCUCUCAACACCUGGGCCAAGUGGGUUGAUUCCAAUGUAAAUCCCAAGAAAUCCACUGUGUUUUUCAGAGGCUACUCAGCAUCCCAUUUCAGCGGGGGUCAGUGGAAUUCAGGCGGCAGUUGUGACAAGGAAACUGAGCCGAUAACAAAUGAGCAGUACCUUACACCGUACCCAACAAAGAUGAGCAUUUUGGAGGAAGUGCUCCAUGGGAUGAAAACACCUGUUGUGUACCUGAACAUAACAAGGAUGACUGACUACCGGAAGGAGGCACACCCUUCAGUCUAUCGCAAGCAGAAGUUGACUGAGCAGGAGAGGAAAUCACCUGAGAUAUACCAGGACUGCAGCCACUGGUGCCUUCCUGGAGUACCGGACUCCUGGAACGAGCUUGUCUACGCACGGAUUUUGGUCAAACAGAGUCAAACGAUGCAACAAUAAAGGCAAGUGCGGACUUACUUGUUCUUGUAAAUAAACUGUUGUAGUGAAACGUCAAGUUGCAUAGGUUAAAAUCCACACGAAUCGAUCAAAGGAACGUUGGUAUAGCUGAGAUCAAGGAUUUUUGGGAUCCUUUGCAUAGAGUAAAGCAGGCAGUUAGUCAGAAUCUCUAGCUCUCAAUAACAACACGAAAUCUGUAUAGGUUCAGUAGGAUUUUAUGAUGUAAACUUCAUGUCUUAGCUAGAAAUAAUAAUAAAAAAGAUAAUAAGGUCGUAUCUGAGAUGGUACAGGAAGAUAAUUUUUUUAGACUUUUGUCUGUCUGUAUAGUAUUCUGAGUUCGUUUUUGGCAUACUGAAUAAUAUGGAAACUGUCUGUAAUCGACAUUUCCAUGUCUCUGGAACGUUUAAUGAUUGGCUGAAAAGUUGUGGAGUAUCCUGAAUUCUUGUCGAACUGAAGGUUUCAGUAAGUUUGUCGUAUGCAUGCACGUCUAUUUAC